GCCUAACUCAUUUUUCACGACGUGUAAAUUUUCUCACGAAAAUAUUUUUAUAGUUUACUGCAGAUUACGCAAAAUUACGUGUUACUUAGAAAUCCAGAUUUAAACAAAGAUGUUCAGUUCAAAGAGUUACCUUGAAAAGAAAACAGGUCCCUAUGGCAUAGGGAGAUUUAGCUACCUCCAGUCACUGGUCAACGAAUAUCAAAACACCGAUGACAUUGAAGCCAAGAAACAGAUAAUGGCAAACCUUGCAAACUUUGCUUAUGAUCCGAUAAAUUACGAACAUUUUAAAACAUUGAAUAUACUAGAUCUCUUUCUUGAUGGUCUGGAGGAAUCCGAUGAAGAACUUGUUGAGUUUGCAGUGGGAGGUGUGUGUAACGCAAGUGCUGAAAAGGAGAACAGGAAGCAUAUAAUUGAUAAUGGAGGUGUUAAAUUGGUGAUAGGAUGCCUGUCGCGGUACUCAGAAGACACAGUUUUAUCUGCUGUCUCAACUUUAAUGUAUCUUGUCACAAAAGAGUCUCAUGCCGAAAUAACGUGCUUGCCCAUAGUAGAGUGCAUGAUGAGGUUAUCACUGUCGAAGAAUGUUAGGUUAAAGAACUUGGCUACUGUUUUUCUUGAAGAUUAUUGUGAUGACACUGUGAUUCAGGAAGCCAGAAUGAUGCAGAAAAAUAAUGGUUAUGUUCCAACAACUUGAUUGUAUCUCUAAUUGUCUAGAGUAUAUAGCAAGAUACAAAUACCCCAAAUAUGGAAAAUGCUUUCCAUUAAAAGCAUGAAAGAUGGUAAAAGAUUUUUGUAUACCAGCAUUUCUUUUAGGAUGACUAGGAGAGAUCAGGAGAAGAUGCAUGAUUUGUCAAUAAAGCAAAGGUCAAGGUCAUGGUGAACAGGACCUUUGAAACAGUUUUUGCUCAACACAAUGACAUUGUCUUAAGAUUUCAAUUUCUAACUCACAAGAAAUUAGAUGAUUAACUUUUAUCAGCAAUAGUCUUACCACAUUGUGUUUUGUGAGCCAAGUUUGCAGUAACUGUUCAUAAUUAUUUAAUAACAAGAGCACUGCAUGUGGUGUUAAGGCUCAUCUGCUACAAUAACCUUUUUUUGAAAAAUUGUAUGCUAAAAAGGGGCAUAACUCUAGAAAUAUUGCUUUCAGAAUUAUGGCUCUUGUCUAACAACUGCACCUUGGCAAGAUAAGCAAGCAUUUUAAGUUCCAUGUUCAUAACUUUUAAGAAUGUUUGAAUACUGUAUUCCUAGAAAAGAUUUUUCAUGCGUUUUAAGGUUAGCGCUUUUCGCGAUAGGCAUGAUUCCGCGAAUCUUUAUAGCCGUGAAUAUGUCACUUAUAACAAAUCCGCGAACAUUCCUAGCUUCAACCAAAUAAAAACAUAAACGUGCAGAAUAUUUAUUAUAAUCUACUUACACAAAAACCAUAUAAACACAGGUGCUAUAGAAAUGUGUAAAGAAUUAUGUAUGUAUGUUAUAGAUACCUGUUUGGACCCUGAAGAAAAUAAAUUGUCAAUUAUUAGUAAUUAUCAUGCUUAUUGACGUUAUUCGGUAGUCACGGCGUAUACAAAAGCAUUUACAGUUUGCGUACAUUGAAUGGCUUGGAUUUUAUUUGCUUGGAGUAGGUGUAAUCUUUUGUUAAAAGUACAAUAGCGAUCAAGUGCUACAUUGAUAAGCAGCUGUUAUGUUGUUAUAAUAAAAGCGAUGUACAGUACGAUACUGUGUAAAAAAACGUAUCGACAUUUUGAAGAUAAAGUCAGUUAUUAUUCAAAUGAGAAUAAAAGCUAACGGGUCUGACUAUAUAUACUGAAUCACUUAAUAAAAAAGUUAAAAAUAAGAUAAAAAUGUUCACGGAACAACUGUCUGUGUUCGAUUAGUCAAUAGAUGAAAAGGUAUUUUCCACAAAAAAAAUAAAAAAUUAAAUGUACCCAACUGGCGAGGAAAUGUAUCAGAAACGUAGCCUCUUUAGGCCGUAGCUACUUAAUGUUCGCAGAAUUCGCGGUUACUACAAAUCCGCGAAAGUUUGUAUCCGCGAAAAUGCCGACGUUGUGAAAAACGCGAAAUAUUGUAUCCGCGAACAUUUCUAGGAAUACAGUAAUAGGCUAGUCAUUAAAAGUUUUGCAUGACUACCACAACAACAACAACCACGACACAGCAAUCAUAAUUGAUAUUUUUAAUGAAACACAAGGUUAUUCUUGCAUAUCAGACCGGGUUAUCAACCAUUUACUCCGGUGCUAGAAAAACUUGUCUUACACGCCCAUGUAAGAUAAGUCGCAUGCUUUAUAUGAUGUCAUUACCGCGCACUUUUUAUAAAUGAACAGCAUACUUACAAUGACGUUAUUUUACAGUUAUGAAUGAAGUUGCAAGUUCAUAUGCUACUAUAAGAAUAAAGAGCGUAAUGAGAAUAUCAGUUUUUUGUAAUUUCUGUUCCGAAAAUAAUUGAUGUAAUAUGCAAGAAAAAGGAAUCGAACACCGGCUGUCCGUACAGAUGGGAAUAUCCAGCUCUUGGGUAACUGUUUAGAGGAAACUCUGCAGAGCCUCGUUACUGCUGUAAACAGUUACCGUCCAGCUAGAUGUUUCUGUCAGUACCGGGAGUCAGUGUAAGGUUCUUAAAAGAUAUACUAAGCAUAAUAGACAAACCCAAAGACAUGGUCUUUAAUAUUGCAUCCUGCAGGCUCCAAUCAUCUAAUGUAAUCUUAAGCAAAGAAGUUGUCAUUAAUUAUUUUGGUCAUAAAAUCAAAGGUUACAUAAUACAAUGACUCUAAAAUAGAUUUUAUUUUUAUGGAUGUGAACAAAUGUUUUGAGACAAACAUACAGAAUAUAAUUGCUGACUUGAUUAGGGUCACUUUAGAAUGCCAAAUACUCCAAGUUCAAAUUUUCAUUAUUUUUGCUCUUCUCUCCCAUUAUAGUGUUGUAGUAUUCUGUAGGUCUGUAGUAUUCUGCCAUGACUUUUAACUGGUUUCAGAUUUAACUGUAAGCAUUCUUGUGAUUGAAUCCAAUUACAGUGUAUUUUAUCCAUGGUUUAUUUCUGUGACAAUACUAUAGCUGUAUAGGGAAAGCAUCAUAUUUUUAUUAUAGUGGUUGCCGACACAAAACUUUGGGUCUGAUAGUCAUUAACUUUGUGUUCCAUCGCUGAUUUAGAAAUUGUUCUAUUGUUUUACCUAUAAUAAUGUCAACACAAUCCCUAACAGUCAGACAUACUUAUCUACACUUUAUUGUAGAGAUAUAGUUAUAGAAUUAUACAAUGAAGUAUCUUUUAGUUUAAUGAUCAUGCACUCUUGCUACAAUAGUAGCUGGUAACUACUGACAAAUAAUUCCAGACAGGAUUAAAUGUAAUAGACUAGAAAUCAUGUUUUAUUUAGUCUGUCACUUAAGGAGAAAUUGGUAAUUACUGGUAAGUUAUCCAGGAAGGCCAUUGGACUGACUGCCAAGUUCUUGACCUCAGCAUAAAAAACAUACAUACUCUGACAGUCUGAAAAAUGUCAGUUGGCAUUUGACUUAAGUGGAAAUUUUAUCCAUACAAAACACUUUAAAACAUUACACAAUUUAUACUUUUUUAUUAGACAUACAAUAAUAAAUAUCUACAUGUAUACUAUUUUCAGUUAAAUAAAGUUUAAAAUAU
Molecule: messenger RNA, 3610 nt
Organism: Ruditapes philippinarum (Manila clam)
Lineage: Eukaryota; Metazoa; Mollusca; Bivalvia; Venerida; Veneridae
Product: armadillo repeat-containing protein 7-like
Exons: 2
Coding region: 110-691 (193 amino acids)
Source: RefSeq, a predicted model, not a curated record